This is a messenger RNA of Cordyceps militaris CM01, 1602 nucleotides long. RefSeq names its product anthranilate synthase component I, putative. The record is from RefSeq and is a predicted model, not a curated record. The transcript has 2 exons. Bases 1 to 1602 code for a protein of 533 amino acids. NCBI's taxonomy places the organism in Eukaryota, Fungi, Ascomycota, Sordariomycetes, Hypocreales, Cordycipitaceae. Gene Ontology annotation, biological process: L-tryptophan biosynthetic process.
AUGGCCGGCGCUAGCGCAACGGUGCCUUCCCUGGACGUUGUCCGGGACAUCCUCCUCCAACCGACCCCCUCCGGCCUCGUCCCUACGCUCGUGCCCAUCUACCGCCAAAUCUCCUCAGACCUCAUCACGCCAUCCGCCGCGUACCUCAAAGUCUCCGCCCACGCCGCCGCCCACCCCUCCUCCUCGUCCUCCUCCGCAUCGUACUCCUUCCUCUUUGAAUCCGCCGCGACCGAACAAGUCGGCCGGUACAGCUUCGUCGGAGCCCGUCCGCGCGCCGUCCUCACCACAGGCCCGGGCCACGGCGCCGGCGCCCUCGACCCCCUCCCGCAGCUCGAGGCCGAACUCGCGCGGCAAGUCGUCGCGCACGUGCCCGGCUUGCAGCUGCCGCCGCUGACGGGCGGCGCCAUCGGGUACAUUGGCUACGACUGCGUGCGCUACUUUGAGCCCAAGACGGCGCGUCCGCUCGAGGACGUGCUCAAGAUCCCCGAGUCGCUCUUUAUGCUCUUUGACACCAUUGUCGCGUUUGACCGGUUCUACGGCGUCAUCAAGGUCAUCAGCUACGUGCAGCUGCCCUCGGGGGGCGGCGCGGACAAGGAGGCCGGCGCCGCCCUCGCCGCCGCGUACGACGACGCCGUCGCCUCCAUUGACGAGCUCGUCGCCGUGCUCGACGCGCCCGAGGUGCCGAUGCCGCCGCAGCGCGCCGUGCGGCUCGGCCACGAGGCCACGUCCAACAUUGGCCGCGCCGGCUACGAGGCGCACGUCAGCACGCUCAAGACGCACAUCCUGCAGGGCGACAUCUUCCAGGCCGUGCCGUCGCAGCGCUUCGCGCGCCCGACCGACCUGCACCCGUUCAACAUCUACCGCCACCUGCGCACCGUCAACCCCUCGCCGUACCUCUUCUACCUCGACUGCCGCGACUUCCAAAUCAUUGGCGCCUCGCCCGAGCUGCUCGUCAAGAGCGAGGACGGCCGCAUCAUCACGCACCCCAUUGCCGGCACCGUCACCCGCGGCCGCACGCCCGCCGAGGACGAGCGCCUCGCCGACCAGCUCCGCGCCUCCCUCAAGGACCGCGCCGAGCACGUCAUGCUCGUCGACCUCGCGCGCAACGACGUCAACCGCGUCGGCGACCCCCACACCGUGCGCGUCGACCGCCUGCUCGGCGUCGAAAAGUUUAGCCACGUCCAGCACCUCGUCUCCCAGGUCUCGGGCGUCCUGCGCCCCGGCCAGACGCGCUUCGACGCCUUCCGCUCCAUCUUUCCCGCCGGCACCGUCUCGGGCGCGCCCAAGGUCCGCGCCAUGGAGCUCAUUGCCGAGCUCGAGCGCGAGAAGCGCGGCGUCUACGCCGGCGCCGUCGGCUACUUUGGCUACGGCGGCGUCGAUGCCGACGGCAACCCCGUCGAGGGCGCCAUGGACACGUGCAUCGCGCUCCGCACCAUGCUGUACAAGGAGGGCGUCGCGUACUUGCAGGCCGGCGGCGGCAUCGUGCUCGACUCGGACGAGUAUGAGGAGUGGAUGGAGACGAUAAAUAAGCUGGGCGCGAGCAUGCACUGCAUCAAGUCGGCUGAGGAAAUGUACCAUGCGCAGCAGAAUGCGACAAAAUAG